CCAAGGUUUCCGAGAGACGUUGUUUCGAGAGCCAGAAGAGCCAGAAGAAGAAGACAAUAGUUUAUCUUAGUAAAGAAUAAAGUCCCCCAUUAGUUCAACAUCACCUUUACACAGUUUUCAGUAUCAAAGCAAAAAAAAGAGCUCUCGCAGCAACUGAUCAUAUAUGGCAGAGGCGAAUGUAGAGUGAUGGUAGAUCUUAAUCCUGGCGUUGACGAGAGAUGUGCAACCUUGUGUUCCUGGCUAGUGUCUUUUACAUGAAUUUAACAAGACGUGAAACAAGAGGGAAUGAUAAUGACUUGAUGUUCAAAGUCGUCAGACAUGACUCUGAGUAAAAACAAAGCGAGAUGAUGUUGUUGAAAUAGAAUACCAGGAAAUACGAGACACGUGAUUAGAAAAAGGUAUGAACACGAAAAAACGAUACACGUACUGAUGAAAAACUCCAUCCUUUUGUCCCACCUCUACCAGUCUUCCCCGGGCAUCAGAUUUCUUUCCCCGCCAAUGCAGUUGAAUUUUACCACCAUCCAAAAACAAGUAGAAAAGGCAAUAUUUCGUUUUCAUUAAUGCCAUUCCGAGUAGAGAGCAGGAUCAAAGUGAAUCUUCGUUGAAUUUUUGUUGCUGCUCACUUGAUUUUGUGAAGCAGCGGUAGAAGCAGCAGUCAGUUUGCAUCAGGUGAAGUUGUAGCUUUCAUUGUGGCCCUGAGUAUGCAUAACGCCAAUUAUGCUCGUCACUUGAAUGAUCACAUUUUACGUAUUGUCGCUGUCUCUACUUCUUGAUACAACAUAGCUCUACUAGAGGUUGUAGAAGAAUGUUAAGUCAUUUUCUUAGCGAGAGCAGCCCCACUCGGGGCGUCCUGGAGAGCCUGCAGAUGGGUGAUCUCAAAGGCGCCGCGAUCGCCGCGGACAUCACAACUUUUGACGGCCUCUGGGAGUACUACAGGAGUGCGGUGACCGUCUUCUUCAUGUUUGUUCUCUUCUAUUCGCCAAUCUACCUCACAUACCAAGUGCUGCUCAGCAUUUCGAACAAGAUCGUCUACGGCGAUGCUAGGGGUGACCCGGUGGAGACAGAGUACUAUAGUUUUAAUGUAACACUUAAUGGAGAAGGGAAGGGGAACCAGCGAACUUUUCCUCGGCUUACAACUCCUUUCCGACAUCGCAAUCGAUUUUUCAGUUUCAUUUUCAUUGAGUACUAAAGUGUCAUUUCCGGGCUUUUGCUUCUGCGAGUGUGAAGUAGGAGUAGGUGGCCUUCCUCUUGUGCAUUUCUUCAUUGCUUCCAUUUUAGGUACGAUUCCACCGAGUCAUGCGCAGUGCCGUCGGAGGAGAAAAUCGCACUGCGGACGAAAAGACUGCCCUUUGGUACGUUCACCAAGAGCGCUAUCGCAACUGCGAUUUUCGCCUUAAUCUGUUCGAAGGAGCCGCUCGUUUGGCGCGCAGCGGCAGCAGACAUUUUUGGCGCAUACUAUGAGUAUGCACGUACCGAAAUCAAUCCAGUGUACUUCAUGGUGGUCGUUGCCAGCGUUGUGCACUACGGAACUCUGUGGUUCCUGUCGAUCCCGUGUUUGAUGUGCCCAUUUGUGCCGACUCUCAGCAAGACAAAGAUUCAGGUAUACUCAAGACUUCUCUUUAUUUUGAAAGUGCGUUAGGUCGGCUCCACCACAAUUUAUUUUGAAGGUGCGUGGAAUUUUAAUCUCGUGAAUAUGAAACUUCAACUUCUGAAUUUCUUUGAUAUAUAUCGAAAGCAGAGUUGUACUUACUUGCUUUUGUUGUCAAAAAUGAAAAUGAAGUACAACGACCACUACCGACACUACGUCUUUCAAUACUUCCACCGAAACUCAGACACACAAAGCCGCAGCGUCCUGGCGAGACUGGGUAUGGGUUGGUGGUGCGCUUAUUGCUAACGCCAUUUUUAUCCAAGGACCUCUCGCAUUCGGGAUAUACACGUACAUCAAGAUGUUCAACAUUCCAGUAGAGUGGAGCGAGGUUUUUUCCCUCGAGAGUGCGCUUCCUCGCUUGUACUGCUGCAUGGCUAUUGACGAUGCUGUGCAUUUCUGGGGCCACUACUUUUUUCAUACGAGGAUGUACUGGUACAAAACGGUGCACAAACAUCACCACUCGUACCCGAACCCGUUCGGUCUAGAGGCAGAGUUCGCGCAUCCGAUCGAGACGUUGACUUUGGGCAGCGGCUUCUUCCUGGCGGCGCACGUGAAUGUGAACCACUUCAUCUUCAUCUUCGCGUGGAUGUACGUCCGAGUGUGCCAAACGACGGACGUGCACAUGGGCUACUCUGCUCCGGUGUUCCCGUGGCGGUACAUCAUUCCCUUCUGGGGUGGAGUCGAGCACCACGACUUCCACCACCGCUACUUCACCGCGAACUACGCGCCAUGCUUCGAGUGGUGGGACCGCUGCAUGGCCACGGACAUCCCAUACGAGAAGUUUCGCGUGAAAGAGGCCUUGCGCAAGGCAGAGAACCGCCUGAAGAAACAGGAACUCGCCAAAUAUGGCACCGUGAUUCCAUGGCUCAGUCCUGCCGUCAUCACGAAGGACAAACUGGCCGCGGCUGGAAAAGUGCAAGGAACAGCAGGCGACGAUAACACGAGCAGCGCGUCAACGAAGUCUGCUUCCUCCGCAAGCGAGACCGAGAAGAUGCAGACCAAAAUUGCGCAAGCAGAUUACGCAUCCGCUUACGCGGGAGAACAGCGCAUGCUGGCGCCAAAGUCUUGCGCUAUCACUGGUGGCGCUGGCCUGGUUGGCCGAGAACUGCUUCGCAUGCUAGCUGUCCGAGGAUGUAAAAAAAUCGUGGUUCUGGACGUCGCUAAAGAGCCAGACUGGUUUGCGUCAGAGGCAGCGGGCGUAGAGAAAGUCUACCAACAGGUGGACAUCACCUCCCCGACUGCAGUCAGCGACCUCGCAGCGGCAUUUGAGGGACUCGAGUGCGUGCUGCACUUGGCAGCACUAGUAGGGCCUUACUUCCGACACGAAGAAUACACCAAAGUGAAUAUUGACGGAGCCAAAGCAGUUUUGAAGGCGUGCGAAAAAGCCAAGGUAAUCAUACUUUGUUAGAUUUUUCACACUACUGCGAAAACACACGGAUAUUUUACUGUUGUUAGAUAAGUGAAUGUUGAAUUGUCUACUUUGAGCAGCAUGCGCUAGCUACUUUUGAACAAUGGUGUACUCCUUUGUAUUCCUUUCAGCAUCGCAACACUUGUAAUUGAAUUUCUUCACCGUGUCAGGUGAAAGCACUUGUUGAUGUGACUUCGCCGAGCACUAGAAUGGACGGCUAUAGCAUGGAGGGAUUGGACGAAGAAGAUAUGACCCGAGUGCAGAAGAGCAUGUCGAGCUACACUCACGAGUACGCUCGCACAAAAGCUGUCGGCGAGAAAAUAAUUCUCGACGCGCAUGGUAAAUUUGAUUCUAUUUCUAGAGUGCGUGUAAUAUUUUGAUGUGAAACUACUACAGCGCUGGUUGAACAUAUAUGAUUGUAGACUGAGCAACGGCAACCUAUCCUAUCCUAACAUACAUGCUGGUUAAUUUCAAUCUAUCGAUCUCGAGCUUGUCUGACUUGGAUACCUGGGAACUCUCAUUUACUCCAUAACUCCCAUUGCUCCAACAGGUAAGAGCAGCGUGAAAACGUGCGCGGUCGGACCGCACCAAGUGUACGGCGAUGAAGAUCAGCUGUUCAUGCCGAAGAUAUUGAAGAGCAUGAAGCGAUUGAGGCAAUUCGGCGCGGAUCCCAUGGUUAUUUCGUUUACCCACGUCAGCAAUAUCGCGCACGGGACGUUGCUGGCUGCGCGCGCUCUGCUAGAUUUAAGACUUCCCCUUAUCCCUCUUCGGAAGCAUCGCCGAGACGUUUUCAAGGGGGAAACGGUCUCAGAAUGCGUCUCAGGAUGGAUCGGGGUGAGGUCUAAUAGAUGACUCCGAGAAGGUGGGUGGCGAGUUUUUCAUCGUCACUGAUGGACUCGCCAGCUCCUUCUGGAACCGGAUCGACGAGGCACGCGAAGUGACCUACGGCGAAUCGGUUCCCAGCUUCUUUCACAAGAUGUACGUGCCGAAGAAAUUCAUGCUCCUGCUCGCUUCCGUUGUCGACUUCAUCACGUACUACGGCGUGCUCUUUGCUUCGUGCGGCAACCGCGACAAGGCGGUGAAGAGUUCGACGCUCACGCCGUUUGCGGUGAACAUGCUGCAGAUCCACCGCUACCUCGACACCAGCAAAGCGAAACACGUCCUCGGCUAUCUUCCACUGGUGGACGGGAAUGAGGCGUGGCCGAAAGCAUGCAAAGCAGUCUACAAGCGCCUCGGUUUGUAA
This is a messenger RNA of Amoebophrya sp. A25, 4299 nucleotides long. The record is from the annotation of a GenBank genome assembly. NCBI's taxonomy places the organism in Eukaryota, Dinophyceae, Syndiniales, Amoebophryaceae.